UCGGGCGCACACCAUGUCGGUCGCGGUCAGCAACAGGUUCCAAGGAGGGAAGGCGUUCGGCUUGCUCAAAGCCCGGCAGGAAAGAAGGCUGGCGGAGAUCAACCGGGAGUUCCUCUGUGACCAGAAGUACAGCGAUGAAGAGAACCUGCCGGAAAAGCUCGCGGCCUUCAAAGAGAAAUAUAUGGAGUUUGACCUGAACAAUGAAGUCGAGAUUGAUCUAAUGUCUUUAAAGAGGAUGAUGGAGAAGCUGGGGGUACCCAAGACCCAUCUGGAGAUGAAGAAGAUGAUCUCGGAGGUGACCGGAGGUGUCAGUGAUACCAUCUCCUACCGCGACUUCGUGAACAUGAUGCUGGGCAAGCGGUCGGCUGUCCUCAAACUGGUCAUGAUGUUUGAAGGAAAAGCCAAUGAGAGCAGCCCCAAGCCAGCUGGCCCCCCUCCCGAGAGAGACAUCGCCAGCCUGCCCUGAGGACUGGCCUGGACCCUCCAGGCUGCUAUCCGCCCUUGGCUCUCUGCUUUCUCCACUCCUUGUUGUCUGUCUUCUUUGUUUUGUCCUAAUGGACUCAUUUCUUCUUCAUUGCCGUUUCUUUAUGGACGCACAUGUUACCUGCCUUAACGAGACUGGGGAACCCUAAGCCUCAGGGUCCAUGCUCUCUGCUUCCUGCUGCCCUGCCCUCCCUACACAGAAGGGCUGACAUCAAAACUGGAGAGGGCGUGGAGGCCGCACACCUGAGUUCCCAUGUUUGAAGAGGGUCUUGCCCAUCAAUUCAUCUUUCAAGGUUUCUUGAGACAGUGUUUCUUUGUGUGAUAGUCCUGGCUGUCCUGGAACUCACUCUGCAAACCAGGCUGGCCUUAAACACACAAAGAUCCACCUGUCUCUG
Molecule: messenger RNA, 878 nt
Organism: Chionomys nivalis (European snow vole)
Lineage: Eukaryota; Metazoa; Chordata; Mammalia; Rodentia; Cricetidae
Product: allograft inflammatory factor 1-like
Exons: 1
Coding region: 14-466 (150 amino acids)
Biological process (GO): ruffle assembly; actin filament bundle assembly
Cellular component (GO): actin filament; ruffle membrane
Molecular function (GO): actin filament binding; calcium ion binding
Source: RefSeq, a predicted model, not a curated record